Messenger RNA from Trichomonas vaginalis G3, 294 nucleotides. RefSeq lists its product as uncharacterized. The transcript has a single exon. NCBI's taxonomy places the organism in Eukaryota, Parabasalia, Trichomonadida, Trichomonadidae. The record is from RefSeq and is a predicted model, not a curated record. The coding region runs from base 1 to 294 and encodes 97 amino acids.
AUGAAUUUGUACACCUUAGUUGAUUCAGCUUGGCUUGAAACAGCUCUAGCACAGAUUCAAAGGCGCACACCGUUAGCCAUUGUUCUCACAAAUGUUCCAUUAGUCAACAACACUAUUCGUUCAUCAAUUAACAAGAUAACAUUUUACAAAGCUCUCUUAUGUAAUAGACUAAUUACUAUUGAAGAGUACUUACAUCAUACAUACAAACUUCAAGAGUUUACUACUUUCUACAUUAAAUAUAAUAAUCGACUCUACGAGUGUUCAUCCAUUUUUGUUUCAUACCGAAAUGGCUAA